AAAAUAGUGUUCCUCUGUGGCGAAUCUCUCUUGCCAGUAGUGGCAUUAUCCAUAAUCUUCAUAGUAGGGAUUGCUUUGCAGAUGUAUACGGAUUACAGAGGAUUUCAUGGGUUCUUAAUUAUCAAAGUUUGCUCUCAAAUUAGUCCUGGAAUAUAUCUUCACGCAUUGAUGGAUUCUCUAGUUUCUCGUGAACGUGUUCAAAACAUCCUACAAGCUGAACCUAUUCGUAAUCUCGCCGAAUUAACACCAUCACAAGAAAAAGCAUUAGAAACUCCCAUACCCGUAUUACAUUCCAAUCAAAAUCAUUUAGAUUCAAAAUUCUCACAACCAUCUUCUUUCCCAAAACCAGAAUUACGUUGGGUAUUAGGUAUAAAUGAUCAUUCCCAUUCACAUUCCCCUCCACCUUCAUCUUCAUCUUCUUCAUCUCCAGUAGGAACACUCAUGAAUCCACCUCCUACCUCCAAUAACCUCGACAAACCAACAAACAAAGAUGUUAAUUCUAUCAUUGAUCAAAAUCAUCUUCCAAAUGUCGAUAUCCCAUGGGCUGGAACAUACAAAGAAGAUGAUUUACAAUGUUUGAAUUUUGAAAAUAUCAAAGGAGAGAGAGAAAGAGAUACAUUUCCAACUAGUUCAACAGAGAUAAGAAGGUCAAGUACAGGGUUAGAAUUACGUCGUGUGAGUCAAAUAUAUAAAUGUAAAGGAAAAGAUUUAGAAAAAGGUAUUGGUAUUGGGAAAGAAGAAGGGACAAUUGAAUCAGGUAUGGUGGGUUUAGAAGAUUGGGAUAGAUCAAGGAGGAGUAGUUAUUUAUACGCUUUGAAUGAUGCUUUAGCAAGAGGACCUUUACCUGGUUUUCCUUGAUAUUCCUUGAGUUUCAUUAUUGUCAUUUCCCUUUUUUCUCCCAUCUUUAUCAUACAUUGACUCAUCUUGGUUGGAAUCAGGAUGGAUGUAUAAGAAAGGAGAAGUCAAAAGUUGUACUUUUUUUUCGUGUUGUACCAAAAUGCAUGGCAAAGUUUACCUCU
Molecule: messenger RNA, 1019 nt
Organism: Tremella mesenterica DSM 1558
Lineage: Eukaryota; Fungi; Basidiomycota; Tremellomycetes; Tremellales; Tremellaceae
Exons: 3
Coding region: 82-858 (258 amino acids)
Source: RefSeq, a predicted model, not a curated record